AUGACAGAGCCUAUAGAAGGUCUAGAAGAUGAAACUGUGCUGUCGAAUCGAUUCCUUCUGGAUGGAGAUGAAGAAACUUAUGAGAAAUAUGGUGAACAUUUGACCAGGUUGUUGGAUGAAGGUGAAGGAGAGGCUCUGCUUGAAGUCGGAAUGCCAUUAGACGAUGAAUUUGAAGACAAAGGUGAUUUGUUGUUUAUGUUUUUUAUUUUAGGUAACAAAGUUUGGAAAACUAUGUAUACGAAGUCAUAGUAUGAUGUCACAACAAAAUUUUGUUGUAAAACGAAGAAACGUUUUAAAAAAACUAGGCUUUGAUAAAGUAAAAAUUGUUUUUAGGUUUGACAGAAGCCGAAUUAUUGAAAGCUGAAGCCAAAAACACGGAAAUUGCCAAGACUUUGCAAUGUGAAACAACUUCAGUUUUCACACGAUCUUUGGGAGGGAAGAAAUUUAGUAGAAUUGUAUUGUUGAGGCGGAAUCUGCCUGCUACAGAUUUUAUCGAAGUCAGAGUAGCUGUUGUUGGUAAUGUAGAUGCUGGUAAAUCUACAUUUCUUGGUGUUUUAACUCAUAACUCGUUGGACGAUGGCAGAGGAUUGGCUAGAAAAAGGCUAUUUAGGUAAGGAAGGUUAUAAUACAUAUAUUACAGCUUGUUAAAAAGUUGAACUUUGGUGCUGCUGUUUUUAGGUAGUUUUUGAUAAAACUGAUAGUAUUUUAAAUUUAUCAACGUUUUUCUUACUUUGUUGUUUCAGACACAAACACGAAUUUGAGACCGGAAGAACCUCAUCAGUCAGUAACGACAUUUUGGGCUAUGACAUUCAUGGUAAUAUUGUCAACAACCCUGAUCCUCAUUCCGGAAAGCUGGACUGGCUCAAUAUUUCCGAGAAGGCAGCUAAAAUCUUGACGUUUAUUGAUCUCGCUGGACACGAGAAAUACCUUAAGACCACGAUCUACGGUCUGACCGGACAUCAGCCAGACUACACGAUGUUGAUGGUGGGAGCCAAUAUGGGUAUUAGUGGAAUGACAAGAGAACACUUGUCUCUUUGUUUGGCAUUGAAUGUGCCUGUCUUUGUGGUUAUUACAAAAAUCGACAGAUGUCCUGAGCCGGUCUUGGAGGAGACUUUGAAACAGUUAAACAAGUUGUUGAAGAGUCCGGGCUCUAGGAAACAUCCAGUGCUGGUCAACUCUCUGGAGGAUCUCUAUUUGGCUGCUCAGAACUUUUUUCAUGGACGGUAAGUUGUGAUAAGGGGAUAAAAAAUAAUUAUUUGUGAAAGCUUGAAAGAAUUCAUGACAAAAUUAGUGUAAUGUAAAAAAUUUCGUUUUAGGAUGUGUCCAAUCUUCAAGGUAUCUAAUGUGUCCGGCGAGAACAUUGACAUGGUUCGAACCUUCCUCAAUAUCUUACCUCUUCGUAGGAAAGUUCUGGAUCACUCUCGAGUAUUGUUUAUUAUUGAUGAAGUGUUUUGGGUAGGUUCUAUUGAAAGAAAAUCAGUUAUUAUACUUCCUCACAUCUAGUUUCAAUUCUCAUAAUGUCUUUAUUUGUUAUUUCAGGUUGACGGUGUGGGUACGGUAGUAUCGGGAAACUGUAUAUCGGGCAGAAUUGAAGCGGGUGACAGUUUGUGGUUAGGACCGGAUCCUACUGGAGUUUUCAAUAAAGUACCCAUCAAAUCGAUUCACAGGAAAAGAAUGCCAGUCGACUUUGUUAGGCACGGCCAGUCGGCUGCUUUUGCUAUUAAGUAAGUUUUAAACUGUCAAAAUAAAAAUAUAUACGUGAUGUUAAAAUUAUUCACUACCACACAGCCCUUAUCACAUUCAUAUCAAUUCAAUUUUAGAAAAAUAACCAAACGUCAGGUACGCAAAGGCAUGGUGAUGUUGUCUGGACCAGAAGCCCCAAAAGCCGCAUGGGAAUUCGAAGCCGACCUUCUGAUUCUGAAUCACCCGACAACAAUCGCCAAGAACUACGAAGCCAUGGUGCAUGUGGGCGCGGUUCGUCAGACUGCCAAGCUGAUAAGUUUGGACAACAAAGAUGUCCUCAGAACUGGAGACCGCGACAAAGUCAGGUUCAAGUUCAUCAGAAGACCGGAAUUCGUGAGGCCAGGUACUCGACUGGUCUUCCGCGAAGGCCUCACUAAGGCUGUUGGUACCGUUAGCGAGAUCACGAUAUACGCUACACCAGCCAACGCCGAAAAGUAUAAUGGCAAAGGAAAGAAUCCGGGUAGGUGAUGGUAGCUUUUUAUAAGAUCACUGUAGUUUUAAGGGUUUAGGAUUGUUUUUAAAAAGUCUUCUUUGAAAAAACUGGUUUUAAGGUACUAAACAGUAUCAUACGUUAAAAAACUAUAAAUAUAUUGUUUUAGAGCUGAAGAGUCACAAGGCCCAAAAGCAUAAAGUCGCUCCGAAGGUUGGAAACUAA
Bursaphelenchus okinawaensis is the source of this 2398-nucleotide messenger RNA. NCBI's taxonomy places the organism in Eukaryota, Metazoa, Nematoda, Chromadorea, Rhabditida, Aphelenchoididae. The record is from the annotation of a GenBank genome assembly.